Osmerus eperlanus (European smelt) is the source of this 2121-nucleotide messenger RNA. RefSeq names its product spindle apparatus coiled-coil protein 1 (gene spdl1). Gene Ontology annotation, molecular function: kinetochore binding. Gene Ontology annotation, cellular component: spindle pole; outer kinetochore. Bases 126 to 2012 code for a protein of 628 amino acids. The record is from RefSeq and is a predicted model, not a curated record. NCBI's taxonomy places the organism in Eukaryota, Metazoa, Chordata, Actinopteri, Osmeriformes, Osmeridae. The transcript has 12 exons. Gene Ontology annotation, biological process: protein localization to kinetochore; establishment of mitotic spindle orientation; mitotic spindle assembly checkpoint signaling.
GGCGUCGCGUUGUCCGGCUUCUCGCGACAUUUUGCUUUAGCACAGGAGCGGAUUUCAAAUAAUGAGCGGCUAGCGACUUAAGGGUUUGGAGUGUGCUGCUGUGAAUUUUUUUACUGGCUUUUAAUAUGUCUUCCGUGGAAGAAGACGAAGUCCCACUGCUGAAAUGCAAGCUGAAAGAGAUGGAGGAGCAGCUGCAGAAGUCUGCGCAGUAUGGCUUGCAGCUUCUGGAUGGACAGCAGGAGCUGGAGAACCGUAUAGAGGAGGAACGUAUAGAGAUGACAAACACCUUGGAGGCGCUGGAGCAGGAGAAAUACUCCCUUCAGCGUGAGGUGGAGCUGAAGAACCGCAUGCUGGAGAGCCUGCGCUCCGAUUACGAGGCUGUGAAGAGCCAACAGAGGCUGCAGCUUGAGCAGCUGGAGGCCCAGCUGGAGAGGAGCCACGCCGUGGCCCUCAGGGACCGCAGGGACAAGAUUGAGCACCUCCAAGCGAAGCUGGAGGAGACCAGGUUGAGUGAGACGCAGCUGAAGCACAGGCUGCAGCUGCAGACGGAGGCCCUGAGCAGCAAGACGGAGGAGCUGAGGGCCGCGACGGAGCGCGCCCAGGACACCGUCUCCUCAGAGAUGAUGGAGCUGCAGGUGGAGAGGAUGGAGCUGGAAUCUGUAACGGGUGAGCUGGAGAGCUCCCUACAGGAUGCCCAGUACAGGCAGCAGCAACUGGAACUGACCAACAGCAACCUCCAGCGGUGUCUGGAGCGCCUCACGGAGGAGAAGGAGGAGCGGGAGAGGGAGGCCGUCUCCUGCUUCAACGCCCUGGAGAAAGCCCGGGAGGCCAACCAGGACCUGCAGAUCCAGUUGGACCAGGUUCUACAGCAAGCCCAGGACCCCAACAGCAAGGGAAACUCCUUAUUUGCUGAGCUGGAGGACAAGCGGGCGGAGAUGGAACGCCAGUUGAUCAGCAUGAAGGUGCAGCACCAGUCGCUGCAAAAGCAGCAUGCCUUCUCCAAGCAGCAGCUACACCGUGUGAAGGUCCAGAACGCCACCCUAAUGCAGCUGCUGGGGUCCCGUGCUGACCCUGCCCAGCUUGAAAGACUCCAGUCCAUGUUGUCAGAGAAAAACAGUGAGAUCCAGGCCCUCAUGAUCCAACUACGACGCCUGGAGAAAGUGGAGUUAUCAUUGAAGGCCCAGCCGUCAUCUGCCCCAGCAGCAGAGGUUGCAGAUGAAACUUACUACACUGACCUGCUGAAGAUGAAGCUCUCCAACGCAGCGAAAGAUGCGGAGCGUCUAAGUGAAGAGCUGUCCAUGCAUCGGAUGAAGGCCUUGGCUGAGAGCCAACGGGCCCUGGAGUUGGAGAGGAAGCUGUUCAGUUCCGAGCGGGCCCUCAAGCAGAGCCAGAGCGACAGCAUCCGGCUGCAGCUCAGGCUGGAAGAACUGCGCCACAAAUACGAGCCCAACGAGUCUAAUAAGCUCCGCCCCCAGAAGAGGAGAAGGGAGAAGAUACCCUUGGAUCCGCCGCCUCCUGCCCUCCCUCUGGAGAUCAAAGAGGAGGAGCCCGUUGUCACGGCGCUUCAACUGUUGAACAGCAUGAUGGAGGAGUCGAAGGUCAACAACGGUCACCCUGUUGCCACGAAGACUAGUGUUGUCGAGGAGACGCCUGUGGUCAAGGAGACUCACGCUGUGGCUGUGCUGCCCCUCAGCCUCCCUCAGCCCCUCCACAGUAGGACCGUCCGCAUCUGUGACGACCCCCCCACCACCAUACCCAGGUACCCAGAUAUUGACUACAUAACAAAGACGGAGGUGGUCAUGGAUGAAGACAGUGUGAACGGAGAGAGGAGGAUGCUGGGAGGAGAGCAGGGUGGGGGAGUGGAGAAGAGGAUAGAGCUGGAAAACAUGGAAGCAGAGGAGAGGAAGCCAGAGGAAGGAGAGAACAGACAGAGAAGAAAGAAGCAAAAACACCAUGAAAUCAUCCAUGUCACAUCUGAGAACACUAUGGAGAAUGAGUGUGCUCAACAGUAGUGUCUAGACACUCCUGUCUAGAAUGGAGAUUUUGUAAACUAUAUACUUUUGUUUAUACCUUUUAAUAAAACAUUAAAGAUUAAAUUUUAAGGUAAUCUGUAAGGUACUG